CGUUACGUGCGGGCCGGCCGGCAAGAUGGCUGCGUUCACUGACUCCCGGACAAGACAUCGGUUACCAUUAAAUGAAGAGCUAGUGCUUAGCUUGCUGCAGGAUGGAAAAUACUCGGACUUAGAAGUGGACGAUGCUGAUGAAGAAUUUUUCGCGCCGCAGGUUGAAAAUGAAGACUUGGCACCAAACGAAGAACCUUGUGUAGCUGACUCGACACCACCGCGUAAGGGAGGCAAAAAAAGGAAGAUUUCUACUAUUGAUGUUCAAGAUAACAAUGAGGGAGGACCCUCAGCUACCAAAAAACUCAAUAAUCUGAUCAAAGUGAAAGUAAGUCAACCUCCACGUAUUUGGAAAAAAACUAAUUUUAUCGAUAAGUCACACAAUUACUCUGACCACCCAGAACCGAUUGUAAUUAGAUCACCUAUUGAAUACUUCCAAGAUUAUUACAAUGACGAUUUUUUUGAACACAUGUCAAUAUGUACAAAUAUGUAUCACAUGAGAAAAACUGGCGAUAUAUUAAAAACUACUAAACAUGAAAUGAAAAUACUUUAUGGUACUCACCUUAUGAUGGGAAUUUUAUCUUAUCCUAGAAUCGCUAUGUAUUGGAGACAAAAAAUUAAUAUUGAAAUGAUAACGUGUGCAAUGACAAGAGACCGACUUAUGACGUUGCGAAAUAAUUUACACGUAGUGGAAACAGAUUCUCCACCCUCUCAAGACUCAGUUAAUCCUCUCUGGAAGGUGCAACCGGUAAUUAAUGCAGUCAAAAAUGGCUGCAAAAAAAUUUUAAGAACGCCUGGAAGGUAUUCGGUAGAUGAACAAAUCAUUCCCUUCACAGGGAAGUGUCACCUCAGACAAUUAGUUAAAAACAAGCCUCGCCCAGUAGGUCUUAAAAAUUUUGUUGUCACCACUAGUGAAGGGCUCAUGGUUGAUUUCGAAAUAUAUUAUGGCCAAAAUCCCGCACUUUCGCACCCUCUUGGACUCGGACCUGCAGUUGUGCUACGCCUCAUCCAGAGUGUACCUCGUGGAAGCUGUAUCUUUUUUGAUAGAUAUUUUACGACCAUCCCUUUGUUGGAUGAACUAAUGAAACUCGGAUAUCAUGGAACCGGUACAAUCACGGCUAAUCGUAUUCCGCAACGUCAAAAACUGAGCUUUAAAGACGAUAAAAAGUUGAAGAGGGGGGAUAUUGAGCAAAGAGUAUCUAAAGACAUAGUUUUAGUUAAAUGGAAGGACAGCAAAGCUGUACUUACAGCUUCAAACUGCACUGGUGGUACGUCAAUAGAAAUAGUUAAACGAUACGAAAAGAAGCAAAAAUGUUAUGUUGAUGUCGAUGCUCCAAAGAUAGUGACAUCCUAUAAUGCAUUUAUGGUGUAG
Messenger RNA from Melitaea cinxia (Glanville fritillary), 1369 nucleotides. Its product is annotated as piggyBac transposable element-derived protein 3-like. Lineage: Eukaryota; Metazoa; Arthropoda; Insecta; Lepidoptera; Nymphalidae. The coding region runs from base 26 to 1369 and encodes 447 amino acids. The record is from RefSeq and is a predicted model, not a curated record. The transcript is spliced from 2 exons.